Molecule: messenger RNA, 1380 nt
Organism: Cynara cardunculus var. scolymus (artichoke)
Lineage: Eukaryota; Viridiplantae; Streptophyta; Magnoliopsida; Asterales; Asteraceae
Exons: 1
Coding region: 1-1380 (459 amino acids)
Source: RefSeq, a predicted model, not a curated record
AUGUCUAAYUCUUCCAUGACUGAGUCUUGUGUUUUCUGUGGUGAAAGUCAUUCUUAUGAGUUUUGCCCCGGAAACCCCGUUUCGGUAAAUUAUGUUGGGAACCAUACAAGAAAUAGCCCAUUUUCUCCAACGUACAAUUCAAAUUGGAGAAACCAUCCAAAUUUUUCAUGGGCCGGAAAUCAAGGACUUCAAUCCCCCGGGGCAACUCAAGCCCAAAACCGACCUUCAAAUGCCCCGGGAUUUAAUCAAGGCAGUCAUUACAUGCGAGGUAACAAUCACAUGCAAGGUAAUCAUCACAUGUACCAAAGUGGACAAUCUUCACAACCACAUGCACCUAGGCAACAAAAUGCAUCGGAGGGUAAUGGUUCACUCGAAUUUUUACUUAAAGGUUUUAUAAACCAAACCAAUGCCACCUUGAGGAGUUUUGAGACCCAACUUGGCCAAUUUGCCACGGAUCUCAAAAAUAGACCUCAAGGAACUUUGCCUAGUGACAAGGAAACACCUAAGGAACAUGUUAAGGUCGUGACUUUAAGAAGUGAUAAGGACUUAGGAGACUCUAAUGCCGGAAAGGAAACACCCAUGGAGCCGAUUUGUCAAGAAAAUAUUUCACAUUCUUUUGACACAUCGAAAUUUCUAGUUCUGUUUCCUACAGUUGAAGAAACUCAAAUUCCAGUUUCUGUUCCAGAAACAGCAGCUUUACCCAGUUCCAGCACCACCCAUUUUCCAACUGACACUGCUCACAGUGGGCAGAAACUGCCCACACCCGAACAGAUUAAGACCGGUCCAACAGAUUUGGAUCUAAGAGAUUUACCUUUUCCAGGAAGGAUGAAAGCCAAAAAUGUGGAUGUUCAGUUUAAGAAGUUCUUGGACAUCUUUAARCAACUCCACAUUAACAUACCUUUGGUAGAAGCUCUCGAGCAAAUGCCUAGCUAUGUUAAAUUUUUGAAAGACAUCCUCAAUAAAAAGAGAAGAUUUAGUGAAUUUGAGACCAUAUCUUUGACAAAGGAAUGUAGUGCCCUUCUUACUUGCAAAAUUCCCCCAAAGCUGAAAGACCCGGGAAGUUUCACCAUCCCAUGCUCUAUUGGUGGGAAAGAAGUGGGUCAUGCCUUGUGUGACCUUGGGGUAAGUAUAAAUCCCAUGCCUUUGUCCAUUUUUAAUCAGUUGGGAAUUGGGGAAGUUCGAGCUACUACCGUGACUUUGCAAUUAGCAGAUAGGUCCUUGGCAUAUCCGAAAGGUAAAAUUGAAGACAUGUUGGUUAAAGUGGACAAAUUCAUCUUUCCAACCGACUUUCUAGUGUUAGAUUAUGAAGCCGAUAGGAAUGUCCCGAUUAUCUUAGGAAGACCCUUUCUUGCUACGGGUAGGACAUUGAUUGAUGUAUAA